CACAAUAUAUAAACAUAGUUUUAAGUUAUUAGAUUAGAGUCAUGUUCUUACUCUCUAGUCUCUUAACAUUUUACUAUGAACUAAAUUCAAAUUCCACACACAAAAAAAGUUAGCAAAAGAAGCAACAUGAAUAUCAUGAUGGUGCAAAAUAUCUCUUUUCUAUCUCUACAUUUACUAUUAAUAUUACUACUCUGCCUCCGUCCUCUUACCACCGUAGCCGACGGCAAUUCUACCAACAUUGACGGGUGGUGCGACAAAACUCCAUACCCAUAUCCAUGCAAACGCUACUUCAUAAAACACAGCGGUUUUCGACUGCCAACACAAAUAUCCGAGUUCCGAGUACUUCUCGUGGAAGCAGCCAUGGAUCGGGCCGUAUCCGCUUGGGACAAAUUGACCAAUUCAAGCAAGAACUGCACAGAUUUCAAGAAACAAGCAGUUUUGGCGGAUUGCAUUAACCUCUAUGGAGACACUGUCAUGCAGCUAAACAGAACGCUGCAGGGCGUGUCUUCAAAAACCGGGAGAAGGUGUACUGACUUCGACGCUCAAACGUGGCUAAGCACCGCGCUUACAAACACUGAGACUUGCCGACGCGGCUCCUCCGAUCUCAACGUCUCAGAUUUCACUACACCUAUUGUUUCAAACACAAAAAUCUCUCACCUCAUCAGCAACUGCUUAGCCGUCAACGGAGCCCUUUUGACCGCCGGAAAAAAUGACAGCACCACCGGUGAUUCCAAGGGUUUUCCAACGUGGGUUUCCCGUAAAGAGAGGAGACUUUUGCAAUUGCAAUCAGUGCGUGCGAAUCUUGUAGUGGCCAAAGACGGAUCGGGACAUUUCAAGACGGUGCAAGCGGCUAUUGACGUGGCGGGACGGAGAAAGGUGACGUCAGGGAGGUUCGUUAUAUACGUAAAAAGAGGGAUAUAUCAAGAAAACCUUAACGUACGUCUAAAUAAUGAUAACAUAAUGUUGGUCGGAGAUGGAAUGAGAUAUACCAUUAUCACCGGUGGUCGAAGUGUUAAAGGAGGUUACACCACGUACAGUUCUGCCACUGCCGGUAUAGAGGGACUUCACUUCAUAGCAAAAGGCAUAGCGUUCCAGAACACGGCAGGUCCGGCAAAAGGCCAGGCAGUGGCACUACGGUCAUCCUCGGACCUCUCAAUCUUCUAUAGAUGCUCCAUCGAAGGAUACCAAGACACAUUGAUGGUCCAUUCACAACGCCAGUUUUAUCGCGAGUGCUACAUCUAUGGAACUGUCGAUUUCAUCUUCGGAAACGCGGCCGUUGUUUUCCAAAACUGUAUCAUCCUGCCUCGCCUGCCACUCAAAGGUCAAGCCAAUGUAAUAACCGCACAAGGUCGUACUGAUCUAUUUCAGAACACAGGGAUCUCUAUUCAUAACUCAAUAAUCAUACCCGCUCCUGACUUAAAACCGGUGGUCCGUAGUGUUAAGACAUAUAUGGGUCGACCCUGGAUGAUGUACUCCCGCACCGUGGUUCUUAAGACGUACAUCGAUAGUGUUGUGAGUCCUGUCGGGUGGUCUCCGUGGACUAAAGGUUCGACGUAUGGUCUCGACACGCUGUUCUAUGCGGAAUAUAAGAAUAUCGGACCGGCUUCAUCCACGAGGUGGCGUGUCCGUUGGAAAGGGUUUCAUGUGUUGAGUAAAGCUUCCGAUGCAUCUGCUUUCUCUGUUGGAAAAUUCAUCGCUGGUACUGCGUGGCUCCCAGGCUCUGGCAUACCCUUCACUUCAGAACUCUAAGGCCAUCUUUGAUUUUCCAUGCUUUAACUAAAACGAUGUCAAAGUUUAUAACAUAUAAUUCAUUUUUACAAAUCAUUUCCUAUUGACGUAGCAAAAAUAAAUAAAUAAUAAUAAUUAAAAAAAUUCCUAUUUCA
This is a messenger RNA of Arabidopsis thaliana (thale cress), 1883 nucleotides long. RefSeq names its product Plant invertase/pectin methylesterase inhibitor superfamily. Gene Ontology annotation, biological process: pectin catabolic process; cell wall modification. The record is from RefSeq and is marked reviewed. The coding region runs from base 127 to 1749 and encodes 540 amino acids. The transcript is spliced from 2 exons. NCBI's taxonomy places the organism in Eukaryota, Viridiplantae, Streptophyta, Magnoliopsida, Brassicales, Brassicaceae. Gene Ontology annotation, molecular function: pectinesterase activity; enzyme inhibitor activity.